CAGCAUGUUACCCUGCCUUCUGAUGACGUCAAUUUUAUCCGACGCAACUAAAGGUCGUGUUUUGACAGUUGGAUCAGAUAUUAUAAAUAAACCUGCGAAUUCCUAGAAAGCCGUGACGCAGGACGAAAAAAGCCAUUUUUUCUGUAGAUUAAUGUUACAGCUACGUAGGAUGAAUAUAAACCCUGCCUGGCUGUUGAUUCUCUGUUGCGUCCCUGCCGGGGUCUGGUCAGUGCCUAUUGAUCGCAAUGGAGCCAACCAAAAAGCUAAAGAGGAAGCGCAGGAGGAGAGCAUGGACACAGGCCUGUACUACGACAGGUACCUCAGAGAAGUGAUUGGGGUUUUGGAGACUGACCCUCACUUCAGGGAGAAAUUGCAGGCAGCAAACACAGAGGACAUCAAAAAUGGUCAUCUCAGUAAAGAGCUGGACCUGGUCAGUCACCAUGUCAGGACUCAACUCGAUGAGCUGAAGCGGCAGGAGGUUUCUCGUCUCAGGAUGCUGUUGAAGGCCAAACUGGACAGCACAAACAUGCAGAGCCUGCAGAUGGACCACGCCUCCCUGCUGAAGCAGUUUGAACAUCUGGAUCCACAUAAUCAAAACACCUUUGAGGCCAGAGACCUUGAGCUGCUGAUCUCAACGGCCACCAAGGACCUAGAGAACUACGAUGCUGAGAGACAUGAGGAGUUCAAGCGCUACGAGAUGCUAAAGGAACACGAGAGGCGUGAGUAUCUGAAGGGCCUGGACCAGGAGAAGAGGGAGAGAGAGGAGAAGAGAAUGCAAGAGCUGAUCGAGAAACACCGGCAGCACCCCAAAAUCAAUGCUCCGGGCAGUGUUGCUCAGCUGCGGGAAGUGUGGGAGGAGACAGAUGGACUUGACCCUCAGGAGUUCAACCCCAAAACCUUCUUCAAGCUGCAUGAUACAAAUGAAGAUGGUGUUUUAGAUGAACAAGAAUUGGAGGCUCUCUUCACUAAGGAGCUGGAGAAGGUUUAUGACCCAAAGAAUGAGGAAGAUGAUAUGAUGGAGAUGGAGGAAGAGAGGCUCAGGAUGAGAGAGCAUGUCAUGAAGAAUGUGGACACAAAUAAAGACCGACUCGUCACCCUGAAGGAGUUCAUCAAAUCCACAGAGAAGAAGGAGUUCACUAAUCCCAAAGACUGGGAGACUCUAGACACUAAGCCCAUGUACACAGAGGAGGAGCUCCAACGAUUUGAGGCCGAACUCAGGGACAAGGAGGAGGAGCUGAAGAGGAGGGCAGAGACUUUGCGUCAGGAGCAGGAGCUGCUGAAGGAGCGAGGCAAAGCCCUGGAAGCCCAGAAGCAAGAGUACAAGCAGGCUGUAUUAGAGAUGUCCCAGAGACAGAAAGAACUGCAGGCAGCAGACAGACAGCCUCCUGCAGGUCCUAAUGGAGAACUACAGUUCCAGCCAGAGACACAUAAGCCUGAAGAGGCAAAACCCCCAGCUGAACACGAGGCUGAAGCCCAGAACAAUUUGCCUGCAGAGCCUCCACAGAAUCUGCCUUUACACACUUAAUGCAUGCACUGACAGCCUUAACACGCACACACAUGCACACACUUCUGACUUGCACUGACACAGAUAUCCAGAUGGUUCCUACAAACUCAGUUACAGUAUGUUAGCUAUAUGUAUAAAUUUAGACAGACUUGGUUCAUGAGUCUUGACAUAUUUUGCUGUGCAUUCAUCUCUGUGGUCUACAUCAGAUUCAACUACAGUGUAAACUCAUUACCAUCUUCAAAUAAAGUCUUAAUUUUAAACAUCUAAA
Messenger RNA from Monopterus albus (swamp eel), 1772 nucleotides. RefSeq names its product nucleobindin 1 (gene nucb1). The record is from RefSeq and is a predicted model, not a curated record. Lineage: Eukaryota; Metazoa; Chordata; Actinopteri; Synbranchiformes; Synbranchidae. Gene Ontology annotation, cellular component: extracellular exosome; endoplasmic reticulum-Golgi intermediate compartment. The transcript is spliced from 14 exons. Gene Ontology annotation, molecular function: calcium ion binding. Bases 152 to 1525 code for a protein of 457 amino acids.